This is a messenger RNA of Pseudomassariella vexata, 1501 nucleotides long. Its product is annotated as ribonuclease III domain-containing protein. Gene Ontology annotation, molecular function: ribonuclease III activity; double-stranded RNA binding. The coding region runs from base 1 to 1098 and encodes 365 amino acids. The transcript has 2 exons. Gene Ontology annotation, cellular component: nucleus. Lineage: Eukaryota; Fungi; Ascomycota; Sordariomycetes; Amphisphaeriales; Pseudomassariaceae. Gene Ontology annotation, biological process: primary miRNA processing; regulation of gene expression; rRNA processing. The record is from RefSeq and is a predicted model, not a curated record.
AUGGUCCUCGGAGGCGUUGGCAUAGGAUCUUGUUGCCUGUUCGGACGCCUUCUGGGUUGUAGGUUGUCGAGAAUAUUUGGCAUUGAAUCUGCUUUUGACAAUAUUGCCCCUGCUAUUGAGUCGCUCAGCAGAUCUCUAUCGAGUGAAAGUUCAAAGGCUCGGAAAGUCGAAGACCGUCCCAAGCAAUCACUCAGAAUCCCAACCUCGGUUACUUUAACACCAUGGUCACCCAUAGACGACUUUACAGCCCUGCCCCCAUUACCACCUAUCCUGGAUCCGGCCCUGGAUCAAGCAGUGUUCACACACUCUGGGAUGGUUACCAAGCCAGGUGAAAUGAGCUAUGAGAGACUCGAAUGGAUUGGCGAUGCCUACCUCUAUCUUAUGGCCACUGCUUUCAUCUACCAGACUUUCCCCGAGUUGCCGGCAGGGAGGGCCUCUCAGUAUCGCGAGACGCUGAUCAAGAACUUGACAUUGUCAAAAUAUACCGUAGACUAUGGACUAAACAACCGCACUCGAUUCCCAGCUGAGUUCGACUUGCACGGCAGGCUUGGUGGGAAUUCAGCAACUCAAAAGAACAAACGGAAAGUUCUUGGCGACGUAUUCGAAGCCUACGUAGCUGGAGCUAUCUUGGGAGACCCAGAGCAAGGGCUUGCACGCGUCUCGGCUUGGAUGAAAGCUUUGUGGAGCAAGGAGCUGUCCGAAGAAAUCAGAAAGGAAUUUAAUGCUCGUCAGCAGCGGGUCAAGCAGCCGAACGGCCAAGAACCCGGAACCUCUUCACAGGCACCAGUCCAGGAUCUCAACCCCAAGGUGCAUCUGAGUAAGGCUAUCGGUGCCACGGGCGUCAAAAUCUCGUACAGAGAUGAGGGUGAGCCAAAGAAGGAGAAGAAGACAGGCUUGCCUUGGUAUACAGUUGGGGUCUAUCUAGAUGGCUGGGGCGUUACGAAUCUGCCGAUGGGUUUUGGGAGUGCUCUCAGCAAGAAGGAGGCCGGAAGCAAAGCUGCCCAAGCAGCUUUUGACAACAAGAAGAUGAUUAAGGGGUUCGUAAAGAAGAAACAGGAAUUGAUGGCGGCAGUUGAAGCAACGGGAGUAGUGACUUGAUCACGUCACGCUCGUUUAAUCAAGGUCUGGCAGUCAUCCCGCCACUUGGAUUCGACGAAGUAGCCGAGUCAUGACGAUUGGCAGAUGCACCAGCACCAGAUAGAAAAAUGAAGCCGUGGUAGAGAGCACUUGAAGCUGGAACAAUGCGACCCAGAUUGUAUUUGUACAACUACAUUGACAGUGAUCUUUCUUGGCAACAUCGGACACGUGAAGGACGUAAGGUAUUUUCGGUAUCGGAAUGCGCAACAUGAAUUCUGAAGGCGGAACGACUGAAGCUUGGGGUUACUGCAUGGAUUGGCUUCCUUCCCAUGUCUCUGGCCUCUGAGUUGCUUUUUGAGAUAGAAUCUGAGAUAGAAUCUAAAGUCUGUGACGAUUGCAGGGCAGAAUUGACACCUGCUCUUCC